Mauremys mutica (yellowpond turtle) is the source of this 5353-nucleotide messenger RNA. It is a transcript of the gene SORBS3, whose product is annotated as sorbin and SH3 domain containing 3. Lineage: Eukaryota; Metazoa; Chordata; Testudines; Geoemydidae. The coding region runs from base 632 to 3286 and encodes 884 amino acids. The transcript has 22 exons. Gene Ontology annotation, molecular function: protein binding. The record is from RefSeq and is a predicted model, not a curated record.
UCUCUGCUCCUCUGAGUGUGUCCCCUUGCGUCACUAUCAGUAUCUGAUGCUUGCUGGCAGGGGACAUCCGGCCCUGGGGGAAGCUGUCUCAAUCCCACAGAGUGUGUGAGUAACGGAGGGCUCUCCCUGGGGCUUCCUUAAAAGAGGAACUUCUCCUGUGCUGGGGGCUAGCUGCAGGAGCAUGGUGCUAGCUGGCGGGAUGCCCCUGGAGCAGGGAGGGCCAGCUUUCCCUCCAUCCCCUGAUGUCAGAGGGCACGUUGUGUUUCCCCUCCAAGUUUGCUUGUUUUUCUGUUGUGUGUGAGUUGCUCCCCCUGCAGCUCGCAGCACGACUAUUAGACACAGAAUCCCACACACUCAGCGUAGCGGUGCCCUCCCACUGCACCGUACUGCUGUUGGGAGCCAGCCCUUCGGACGCGCUGCCUGGGCUAGCAGCAGGCAUGAGACUCAGUCAGCACUGACAGCUGCAGCCUGGGUCUUGCUAACCGUACUAGCUUGGGAAGUGCCCUGCUCUCUGGGAACAUCGGACGGAGUUCCUUGCCAGGCUCCUCCAGGAAGAGCCCUGCUGUGGCUGACCUCCGUGCUCCACCCUCCCACCCCGUGAUUCUGGGCAGCUGAGAGGCAUGAGACAGCCAUGGCGUUCCAGGCAGCCGGAUCUGGGACACUGCAGCCCCGGAGCGUGCGACCUCUGGAGCCUCUGCUGCAUGGCUGGGGACCGGAGCCUGCUGCGCAGAAAGGAUUCCUUGGCAACUUCUCUCUUCCCACUCCCCUGCAGGGGACAUUGAGGGCAGCUGGGAAUCCCCACCUCCGGGAGAGACACGGUGCACAGCCAGCAGGAGCAGGGGGCAGCGGCUGCUUUCCUCACAGUCUCUCCUCUCCACCCCCCCGUGCCAAGGCAGGGGGCUGCCUGAACCCUGAGGGGUCCCAGGACCUCAGCUUGAAAGACUUUGUCCCAUCCCACUUCCAGAAGAGGGAAUUUCUUCCUGCUGCCAGGAGCCCUGCAGCCCCCACGGCCACAUCCCCUCAGCGGUUCACGUGGGUCCCGCUGCGACACAGAGGACCCAGGGUGCCCGUGAUCCGUAACUGCGGCUCCAACACCUUGAACUUUGAGUUCCACGACACGUCUCCCCGCACAGCAUGCAAUGGCACCGCCGAGCCUAGGAGAGCAGCCCCCAGGAGCUCAGUGAGCGACUGGUACCAGACCUGGCCUGCCAAAGAAACGAAGAACCUGAGUUCCCAGGCAGUUCCUGUUCCCCUCCCAGCUGAGUCGGCAAUGAGCCCCCUGGAGAACGGCCCCCCGCCUGUGCCCCGCGCAGCCCCCUGGUCUGCCACCUGGACUAAGGAUAGCAAGAGGAAGGACAAGCGAUGGGUGAAGUACGACGGGAUCGGCCCAGUGGAUGAGACGGGGAUGCCGAUCGCAUCGCGAUCCAGUGUGGACAGGCCCCGAGACUGGUACCGGAGCAUGUUCCAGCAGAUCCACCGUAAGCUCCCAGAACCACAGCUGGACUGGGAUUUCCACCACUGCACAGAACCACGCCCUCCGGCGCUUGCACAAAAGGGCCCCAUGCCAAGUGGCUCCUCUUACCUGCAGAAUGGCCUGGACUGGAGGGGCCAGGAGGCAGCUGAUGAUGCUGCGAUGGAGCCCAGGAGCAUUUUCGACUACGAACCCGGGAAAUCGUCCGUCCUUGACCACCCCAAACCGGCUGCAGAGCCCCAGGCGGGACGUGCUGGCAGCUGGUACCAAUUUCUGAAGGAGCUGGAGACAGGGAGCCUGCCUAAGAAGCCCCUGGCACCGUUUCCUGCAGAGCCUCCCCCACCGUCCCAGCCAAUCGAGGUGUUACUGGAGAGAGAGCUGCAGCAGCUCAGCGAGGAGUUAGACAAGGACAUAAAAGCCCUGGAGACGCAUCAGCACCCUUGCAAGACUUCCUCGGCGUCUCCCUGCGCUUGCACCGCCGCCCGCAGCCUGCCAUCUGCCUGCCGUUCCCAUCCUGCCUUGGGGCAGAGCCCCCCCGCUUCCCGACACCGCCCGCCUGCCAGCCCCAGCAUGGAGAGAGGGGGCCUGGGCCUGGGCACGAGCGACUGGAGCAGGUCUCCUCCCAGGAAAGAUCCCCCAGGCCACCCUGGGAAAAGCCCCUUGGCUGAUGAGAGUGAGUCUAUAGAGGCGGUGGAUGGACCGGUGAGGAAAGAGGACAAGAAGAUGAAAGCUGCUCGCGUCAAGUUUGACUUCCAGGCUGAGUCCCCAAAGGAGCUGACCAUGCAGAAGGGAGACAUCGUCUAUAUCCACAAGGAGGUGGACAGGAACUGGCUGGAAGGAGAGCACUAUGGGAGGGUGGGCAUAUUCCCCUCCAACUACGUGGAGAUCCUGCCUCCCACCGAAGUGCCCAAGCCCAUCAAGCCACCCACCAUCCAGGUGCUGGAGUACGGAGAGGCCCUGGCCCAGUACAACUUCAAAGGGGACCUGGCAGUGGAGCUGUCCUUCCGCAAGGGCGAGCGCAUCUGUCUGGUCCGCAAGGUGGAUGAGAACUGGUAUGAGGGACGGAUCUCUGGCACCAGCCGCCAGGGUAUCUUCCCGGCCAACUACGUGCAAGUGCUGAAGGAGCCGCGGGUCAAGGCCUCAGAGGAGUUCCCCUCCUCCCCAACCUUGACUGCCCCUGCCUCCCCAAGGCAGCUGGUUCACACAGGCUCACCGGCCCAGCUGCACUCGCCUGGUAGCCAGCGUUCCGAUCCCUCGUCCUCCUUCCUGGCGGGCUCUCCCACUGCCCAACGGCACGGCACGGAGGGGGGUGCCCUGUCGUCCUCGCCGCGCCAUUUCGGCUUCACCUUCCCUGUCUCCCCCAAGCUGCAGCGCGCCGGAGUCUCAUCCAGCCUCCUCCAGGGGCCCCAGAGCCCCCAACUGGGCCCCAGCACCACCUUGCUCUCCCCCCUGAGUCUGAACCCGAGCCCACAGCCUCCGGCCCCCUCCCGGCCACAGGAGACUCCACCCGCUGUAGCGCCUUCCUCGCUCCCUGGGCAGAGCUCCACCCUUGAAGCCCCAGUACCUGCAGGUUGCCAUCUGGGCAGUGCUGGGCACCUCCCCAAGGCCCCCCCAUCUGACAACGGCUCCAGCAUACAGUGGACCCCGUUCCGGGCCAUUUAUCAGUACAGACCCCAGAAUGAGGACGAGCUGGAGCUGCAUGAAGGGGACCGGGUGGACGUCAUGCAGCAGUGUGAUGAUGGCUGGUUUGUGGGUGUGUCCAGGAGAACCCAGAAAUUCGGCACCUUUCCUGGCAAUUACGUUGCCCCUGUGUAACAUCCCCCUGCCCCGCACCCCAGCACGAGCCAAGAGGAAGCUGCAUCUGCGACUCAGGCUCCUGCAGCCUACCCAGAGCUGGCAUCGCGCCCUGAGACCAGGAGAGGAACGAGGAGAUGGGGAUUGGGACCAGCCCAGCCCCCGCCCCCACGGACAUUCCCAGCAGGACCCUUUUGGUGGCUGUUGCUAGGGAGCUCGGCACUGGGACCGGCCCCUGCCUCUCCUAGUAACAGACCCCCUCUUCCCUGUCCCAGUCACUCAGCUCCGCUUCCAGCACUGCCUCUUGGGGCUCCCUCUAAUGGGGACCAGUUCCUGUCCUUUCCCUCCCCCGUGGGGCUUCCUCUAACGGGGACCAACCCCCCAGCCUUACCCCCUAUGGGGCUCCCUCUAACGGGGACCAGUCCCCCAGCCUUAACCUCCGUGGGGCUCCCUCUAACAGGGACCAGUCCCCCAGCCUUACCCUCCGUGGGGCUCCCUCUAACGGGGACCAACCCCCCAGCCUUACCCCCCCAUGGGGCUCCCUCUAUCGGGGACCAACCCCCCAGCCUUACCCCCUGUGGGGCUCCCUCUAACGGGGACCAACCCCCCAGCCUUACCCCCCAUGGGGAUCCCUCUAACAGGACCAGUCCCCCAGCCUUACACCCUGUGGAGCUCCCUCUGAUGGGGACCAACCCCUUAGCCUUACCCUCAUGGGGCUCCCUCUGAUGGGGACCAGUCCCCCAGCCUUACCCCCAUGGGGCUCCCUCUGAUGGGGACCAGUCCCCAUCCCUGCCCCCAGGGCUCUCCCUGGCAGGAAGUCUCGCCCUGUGCCCACCUGAUAAGUAUCUGCCAGUCUGUGCCUCACUGCAGAAGGCGUCUGCAUCCUGAGGGAAGGGGCUGUUAGUCCUUUCCCUCCAGCUGAACCCCCAAGCUCCAUCACGACCUCUGGAGGGAAGCAGGCACUGAGCCCGCCCUCUGCACCUCCAUGGACCUAGCAAGCUGUGCUGAACCCUGUGCCUGCAUGUGGCUGACGCUUGCAAGGUUGCUGGCCUCUCCGGUGCUCCUGCUGUGUGGAGGGGGGGCGAGGGGGAACACGGGGAGGGUAGUCUCCUCCAAGCUGCCUGUAAAGAGCCGGCUCACAUGCCCGGAAACCUGAUCUGCUUGUCCUCUGUUAUUAAAGAUCAGCCUCACCCCAUGCGAAUGCCCCGCCUGGUGAUCAUCAGGGACGGGCGGGAAUCCAUGCAGCAGGGCAAAGGGCAGCUUGUGGCCAGUGGAACCCUGAGGCAGACGCCCUUGUUGCCAAUGCCAGGAUGCACUGCGUGUGAUAGACCUGCUCUGAGCAGCGGGCAGUGUCCCAGCUAGGAUCCCUGUGCUCCCCUUGCCCUCUGCUGGGUGCAGCCAUUUCUGUUCUAUAUCAGCUCGGCUGCUCGCCAGUCACCCCAUGCUCGGCACCCCCCAGAGCAUCUCUUCGCACUCCGUGUGGUGAUGGCAGACCAUGGGGCACGAUGCGCCCCGUCAGACCUGCUCAGGCCAAGCAUGAAUACAUAAAAGGGUGUUACAAGGAGAAAAAUUGUUCUCCUUGUCCUCUGAGGAUAGGACAAGAAGCAAUGGGCUUAAACUGCAGCCAGAGUGGUUUAGUUUGGACAUUAGGAAAAACUUCCUAAUUGUCAGAGGGGUUAAGCACUGGAAUAAAUUGCCCGGGAAGGUUGUGGAAUCUCCCUCAUUAGAGAUUUUUAAGAGCAGGUUGGACAAACACCUGUCAGGGAGGGUGUGACCAGGGUCCUCAUGGGGAGCCAGCUACAGUCACUCAAUUAGGGUGAACUGCAAAGAAUGGGGCAGACAAUCCCCAUAAAGCUGGUGGAUAUUCUGAUACUUAGAUUUACCAACCAGCACAAAACAGCUUCUCUAUUACCUUACUGGUUACUCAGAAGUCCAAACAAUACAGUUCCUUUAAAAUGAUCCAGCCUCCAUCCAGGUACCCACGUCAAAUAUGAUGAAAAUUUCUGUAAAUCUUAUUUCAUCAUAUAAAAGAAAAGGUUCUACCAAUCCCAAAGGAUCGGACACAUUAUCUCCUGGUUAUUGAAUAUU